AUGGUCCCCCAGUCCCCACGAGGGCUCCCUGGCCCUGCCGACCCCUUCCCUGUCCUCAAGGGAAGCAGCGAGCCAGGCAAAGAAGUUUCUGAGCGAGGGGGCACGUGGGCUGUACCAACCCCUCUCCGUCGGCUGGAGGCAGCAGCUCGCACUAAGGGAGCGAUGACGAGAUGUCCAGCGGCCUGCGUCCAGCUAAUGAGGCACAGCCCGGCCGGGCCUGGAGGUAGGUGCGCAUGCGCAGACGCAGCCCUGCUCACGCCCAGGGGUGGGGCCCGGCCCCCCGGUCAGGUGAAGGUGACUCCAGACAGCAGCCCGGCGGGGCGGCCCGGUGGUCCUUAUGAGCUGGCAGGAGGGUCCUGUGAGGGCAGGCCCAGCCGGCUGACUGCUGGGCGACCCCUGGUCUGGGACACAGAAAUGUCGCUGCAGGGCCAAGGAGCCCCUGUGGCUCUUGAGCAAUGA
Molecule: messenger RNA, 459 nt
Organism: Rangifer tarandus platyrhynchus (Svalbard reindeer)
Lineage: Eukaryota; Metazoa; Chordata; Mammalia; Artiodactyla; Cervidae
Source: the annotation of a GenBank genome assembly